AGUAUAGGCAGAGGAAGAUUCUUUCUGUUCUCCCUUCCUCCCAGACCCACAAGCACACACCUUGUCAGUUGCCCGGCGACCAAGCAAGCACAACAGCUCACCUAUCGGGAAAGCCAACCCUCUAUCACACGCAUGGUUUAUCUAGUUUCUUUAUCACUUCUAUUUAAUAUUUCAUCUAUUUACUAUAAUUUUUUUCACUAAUAUUUUCAACAUAAAUCUCACUGUAAAUAAAUAGUCUUAUAGCCUGCAUGUCGGCAAAAAGCAACUGGAAUUUUCUUCCCUUCCCUCACCUGUCCACCCAUCCAUUCAUCUCCCUCAUGCAUUCUCGUUUUGUCUGCCUGAUCACGACAUGGACAUGCCAAUAUGCCGUGCGGUGCCGCCGUCGCUCCUCGACCUCAUGAGCCUCUCUCCUUCCCGUGGUGCGGCCUCGACAACACCGCCGUCACCGGCGGAAGAAGGCCGCCGUGCCACGGUGCAGAUGGUGCCGAGGGACGUGUCCGACGAGCUCCUCGGCAAGUUCCAGGACACCGGCGAGUUCGGGUUCGAGUACGGCAGGAGCGGCCUCUGGUCGCCUCUGGUGCUGCGGCCCGAGGUCCUUGCCAGCGCUCAGGCUGCCUCAAGCAGAGGCCGAGGGAGGCACGGCCGGAGCUGGAGGAGGAAGGUUGGUACGCAGUUGUUCUGCUGCUGGUGAAAUGCAUUCACGCAUCAUGGGUGUGUUGAGAAGGUAAUGGGGCUCGUGAUUUCUUACUGCAGUUUAGGGGGAGUCUGUUCAUGUAAUUAUGGGAGUUUUCUACGUUACUUUAAAAAAAAGGAAUGUACUUCGUAAUUUUUGCUGAGAAAAUAGUAAUUUGUACUGUGAAAAUGUAAAGAUGCCGGUAGGAUACUCAUGGGCAUGUAUGUAGUGGUGCGUUCACUGAUUUGUAGUUUGCUCAGAGUCCUGAUAAGUAUGCAAAAUACAUCAAUGUUGCAUGCAAUGCUGUAGCUAUUACUUCUUGAAAGAUCCAGCGUUGUCGGCUUCGGCAUAUAUACCUCCUUUCUUUUGGGGGCUCGUUUCAAUAUACUCUGUUUUCACGUUA
Phragmites australis (common reed) is the source of this 1076-nucleotide messenger RNA. RefSeq lists its product as uncharacterized. Bases 350 to 691 code for a protein of 113 amino acids. The transcript is spliced from 2 exons. Lineage: Eukaryota; Viridiplantae; Streptophyta; Magnoliopsida; Poales; Poaceae. The record is from RefSeq and is a predicted model, not a curated record.